AUGUUUACCGAAUAUAUAUAUAACCAGCUUCUUCAAAUAUACAAAACCAUCGGUGUUUCUAAAAGAUUUGAUCCUAAAGAAGAUGUGGUACUGGUUUUGGGUGGGUCAACUACACCUUUUGGGCAGAUACUAUGCCAGGUGUUGGUUCAUAAAUAUAAGACUAAGGUAGUAAAUUUUGACAGAUAUGAUGAUCCAAAUUGUCAUUGCCCAGGGUUAUAUCAUUUUAUUCGAUGUGAUUUUACACAAAGAAAAUCAGUUCACAAUGCUUUCUUUAGAGCUAAAUUAUUGGGGUUAUCGUGUACUGUUCUAAUAAACAAUGUUAAUGAGUUGUUGGAUGGGAUAACAGGUGAAGAUCCCUUAAAAAAUUGCAGGGAUAUAAUAAACGCUAAUUUAAUCAAUGUAAUGAUUGCUACUAAACUAUUUAUCACACAAAUAGUGCCACCUGAGAAGGACGUAUAUAUUGUCAAUGUAACAUCAACGCCAGGUUCUGAUGAAAGUAAUGAGGAGAUAUCAACGUAUUACCAUUUAGCUCAAGCUGGUCUUGUUCAAUUUCAUGACGGUAUGAGUAGUGAGUUAAACUUAAAGGAAAUCAAUCACGGAUAUUCUUAUAAACCUCUAUUGAUAUAUAUACCAAUUAAUAAAGAAAAAAAGGCAGAAAAGUUAGUCAAUGAUUUCAUUAAAGUUAUACUUGAAGGACGCCAAGGAAUUGAAUAUCUUUAUGUAGGUAUGAUGCAGAACUCAACCAUUCUUCAAAUGGUUGAAUAUUAUAAGAAGGUAUAUUCUCAUUGCGGACAAUGGUAA
Molecule: messenger RNA, 801 nt
Organism: Maudiozyma barnettii
Lineage: Eukaryota; Fungi; Ascomycota; Saccharomycetes; Saccharomycetales; Saccharomycetaceae
Gene: SRL4
Product: Srl4p
Exons: 1
Coding region: 1-801 (266 amino acids)
Source: RefSeq, a predicted model, not a curated record